AACCCACACCUUUUUCUCUCUCUCUCUCUCUCACAAACACCACAAUUUCACUCCCAAGAAACAAAACAAAACCAUGGUGGUUCCAGCUAACGGUGGUGAUGAGAAGCCCUACGAAAUCCCCUUCUUCGACUUCGGCGCCGCCGGGGAAGAAGAGAUCACCACCGCCGACGGCGGGGCGCGGUGGAGGGAUCUGUGCGACAAGGUUCGGCAGGCGUGCGAGACACAUGGCUGCUUCUGCUUCACGACGGAGAAGGUCCCCGCCAAGCUGAGGGAAGGGAUGGCGGAAGGGCUCCGCCAUCUGUUCGACCUCCCCGUGGAGACCAAGGAGAGGCACGUCAACCCUAAGCCGUACCGGAGCUACCUGGGCAAGAAAGACGCCGUCCCUUACCUCGAGAGCUUCGGCAUCGACGACCAUGCUCCCGACGUUAACGAUGACGCGCUCCAGGCUUUUACUGCCGUCAUGUGGCCCCAAGGCAACCCUUCUUUCCGCGAAUCAGCGAGCGAGAUGAGGGGCAAGAUGGUGGACAUGAACCUCCUCAUCAUGAAAAUGCUACUCGCCAACUACGGCCUCGUUACUACCCUAUCCCCCACCAGCUACUUCCGACUCAUGAAGUACAACGUCCCUCCCGCCGCCGCCGGGAUCGGGAUGGUGGCCCACACCGACAAGAGCACCGUCACCAUCCUGGGCCAGAACGACGUCCAGGGCCUCGAGGUCCAGCCCAAACACGACGACAGCUGGGCCCCCGUAAUCAUCCCCGAGGGCGCGUUCGUGGCCAUCGUUGGGGACGCGCUCGAGGCCUGGAGCAACGGGCGGGUCCACUCGGUUCGGCACCGGGUGGUGCUCCGAGGGGAGAAGGAGCGCUACUCGUGGGGCAGUUUCUUGAUGCCCAAGGAUGACGCCACCAUCGAGGCGCCGGCGGAGUUGGUGGACAAAGACCACCCGCUGCUGUACCGCCCAUUCGCCUACGCCGACUUCCUCCUCUAUUGCUCCGUCUCCAGGUUGAAGGAAGAUGCGCUCAAGGUUUUCGCUGGCUUGUCCACGUCGCCCGUCGAUGAUGGGGAACGCGUCUAUACUGCCUUGCUGUAA
Linum tenue is the source of this 1087-nucleotide messenger RNA. Lineage: Eukaryota; Viridiplantae; Streptophyta; Magnoliopsida; Malpighiales; Linaceae. The record is from the annotation of a GenBank genome assembly.